AUGGAUGUUAAGAGAAAUCAAAGGUUCACAGCUUUAGAAGAAAAAAAUAGCCAAGUUGACCAAAAAUAUUAUGAUAUGAUGAAAAAUUGUCGGGCUCUAAGCGGAGAAGACUAUGAAGUAUACGUAAUGAGACUAAUUAAUAUCGGAUGCAGACCAUUAGGCGAUAUAGAGUGGAGAGUAGAAUCAGAUGAUACAGGAAAAAAUAAUGUUGCCGCUACACUUUAA
This is a messenger RNA of Macrosiphum euphorbiae (potato aphid), 225 nucleotides long. Lineage: Eukaryota; Metazoa; Arthropoda; Insecta; Hemiptera; Aphididae. The record is from the annotation of a GenBank genome assembly.